This is a messenger RNA of Diaporthe citri, 756 nucleotides long. RefSeq lists its product as uncharacterized. Bases 1 to 756 code for a protein of 251 amino acids. Gene Ontology annotation, biological process: carbohydrate metabolic process; pentose-phosphate shunt; pentose-phosphate shunt, non-oxidative branch. The transcript has 3 exons. Gene Ontology annotation, molecular function: D-ribulose-phosphate 3-epimerase activity; metal ion binding. Gene Ontology annotation, cellular component: cytosol. NCBI's taxonomy places the organism in Eukaryota, Fungi, Ascomycota, Sordariomycetes, Diaporthales, Diaporthaceae. The record is from RefSeq and is a predicted model, not a curated record.
AUGGCUCCCAACGCUAUCAUUGCGCCCUCCAUCCUAUCCGCAGACUUCGCACAGCUCGGGGCGGAUUGCGCGAGGACAAUCGAGCAGGGCGCAGAUUGGCUUCAUGUCGACAUCAUGGAUGGACACUUUGUCCCAAACAUCACCUUUGGCGCCCCUGUCGUCGCUAAGAUCCGCCCCCACGUCGACAAGCCCACCACUGCCCAUGGACGGGGCACCUUUGACUGUCACAUGAUGAUUGCAGAGCCAAAACGAUGGGUCAAUGAGUUCAAGAACGCCGGCUGUGAUUUGUACUGCUUCCACUACGAGGCUGCCUUUUCCACCGCCGCCGAGACCCCCUCGGCCGAGAGCGAGCUCAAGACAAACCCGAAGGAGCUGAUCCGCUACAUCCACGACUGCGGCCUGCUGGCCGGCAUUGCAAUCAAGCCAAAGACGGGUGUUGACGUCUUGUGGGACAUCCUGGAGAAUCCCAACGAGAAGGAGAGGCCAGACAUGGUGCUGAUCAUGACGGUCGAGCCUGGCUUUGGCGGGCAGAAGUUCAUGGCUAGUGAGCUGCCCAAAGUCCAGGAGCUGAGGAAGAAGUACCCUGACCUGAACAUCGAGGUGGACGGUGGACUGGGACCGGCCACCAUCGACCAGGCCGCGGAUGCCGGCGCAAACGUCAUCGUGGCAGGCAGCGCUGUCUUCGGAGCCAAAGACCCCUCCGAAGUCAUCUCGGUGCUGCGUAAAUCAGUCCAGUCUAAGACUGGGAAGCUUUGA